CCUCCUCUAUUCAAAGCUUUUCUCUUUUAUAUUUUUCUCUCAAAAACUCAGGCGCAAAGAGAGAGAGAGAGAAACAUAGAAAUGGAAUCAACAAUCUUUCAUAGAAACCAUGAAAACCCAACCUUUUUGCCAUCACCAAACAGCCACAGCUCAAACAGUAGCACCAGUAGCAGUGGCAAUGGAUUCCAACAACAACAACAACAGCAACAGCAACAGCAACAGCAACCCACACCACCUCCAACACCACCAUCAUUUCCACACCAAGCACCAAAACCCAUCACCAGAUCCGAAUCCGCCAACCCUUACCCGACUACCUUUGUCCAAGCAGACACUUCCUCCUUCAAACAAGUAGUCCAAAUGCUCACCGGAUCCUCCGAGACUGCAAAGCAAGCAUCUCUAUCUAACAACAACAACAACAACUCAGUACCCGACCCGCCAUCCAAGACCCAUAUCCCACCCAUCAAAUCCAUGAUGCCCAAGAAGCAAAACCAAUCCGGGUUCAAACUGUAUGAGCGUAGAAACUCCAUCAAGAACCUCAGGAUCAACCCCUUGAUCCCAAUCUUCGCCGCUUCUGGUUCUUCACACAAUUCCCUAUCUGGGUUUUCGCCACGUAAGCCUGAGAUCCUCUCUCCGAGCAUUCUUGACUUCCCUGCACUCGCUCUCAGCCCGGUUACUCCUCUCAUACCCGACCCGUUUGACCGAUCCGCCAAUGCUAAGCCGGGUUUGGACACCGAAGCUGAGGAAAAAGCCAUUAAAGAGAAGGGCUUUUUUUUGCAUCCAUCGCCAAGCACUACACCCAGAGAAUCGGAGCCACCACGGCUUUUGCCUCUGUUCCCAACUACUUCGCCUAGAGUUUCAGAAUGGGGGGUCAAAAUGGGGUGGGGUCUAGAAUAAAUCAAUAAAUCCAUUGGUGCUGAUGACCAUAGUAGUACAGUUUGAGCCACAUGAGAAUUUUGAUAUUAAAAGGGGACCCAUCAAAUUUAGCAGCCCACAAGGUGAGUUUCACAAGUCAAGGUCCUUUGAUACUAAGCUUUGAAAUUGAAUUACCUGUAAAAAGAGCAAUCAUGCAAAUGUGGUUCCUUCUUUGAAUCUUAAUACUGUUUUGAGUUUGCUUUUUGACUCGAAAGGAGACCAAAAACUGUGGUGAAUGGGGACAUUAGGAAAAGAAAAGAAUGCGUAGGAGGGGAAAGUGGGACUUGUGAUGAUGAAAGG
Quercus lobata is the source of this 1212-nucleotide messenger RNA. RefSeq names its product VQ motif-containing protein. The coding region runs from base 82 to 894 and encodes 270 amino acids. The transcript is spliced from 2 exons. Lineage: Eukaryota; Viridiplantae; Streptophyta; Magnoliopsida; Fagales; Fagaceae. The record is from RefSeq and is a predicted model, not a curated record.